Zootoca vivipara (common lizard) is the source of this 538-nucleotide messenger RNA. RefSeq names its product apolipoprotein A2 (gene APOA2). Gene Ontology annotation, molecular function: lipid binding; high-density lipoprotein particle binding; cholesterol transfer activity. Gene Ontology annotation, biological process: cholesterol transport; cholesterol homeostasis; lipoprotein metabolic process. NCBI's taxonomy places the organism in Eukaryota, Metazoa, Chordata, Lepidosauria, Squamata, Lacertidae. The record is from RefSeq and is a predicted model, not a curated record. Gene Ontology annotation, cellular component: spherical high-density lipoprotein particle; extracellular region.
UGCCCUAUAUAAGAGCCUACAACCUCAAACUAACAAACACUUCUAUGUUGACUGGCUCCUUGUAAUUGACUUACUUUUGGAAAGGAGUACUCCAAGCGUGCCAAAAUGAAGGUGUUUGCUCUUGCGAUCCUGUUGGUCAGCGUCUGCUGCAUGGAAGGGACUGUGGUCAGACGGGAAGCGGAGCAGGCUCCAGCCCCGUCUUCUGAGAUCGUGCAGCAAAUGCAGAGCUACAUUGCUAGCUUAAAGGAACUCGUGCCACAAGAGAAGAUAGAAGAAUUCAAGGCCCAGACAAUGGCUUACGUACAGCAGGCACAACAGCAUGUGACUCCUGCCGUUGAACAAUUCAGGGAGCACGCUACCCAGUUCUUCUCCAGCCUUUUGAGUACCUUCCAGCAAAAGACCAAGUAAAGAGUGGAAGCUGCGUUCAGAGAGGCCAUCAUCUGCUGAAAAGGAAAUUAGGGAAAAUCUAGCACCUUCUUGUAAUCCAAAGACUGGCUGGAUCUCGCUGUGGUUGUAAUAAAGGCACCUUAUUCUCUAA